GCCUCUCAACUUUGAAGAAGUGUUAAGGAUGUUGGAUGACAGGUCCUUCUCCACAUACAGUAAGCAGAACCUUUUCGAGGAACCCCAAAUGAGUUCCUCCAUGGUGAAGGAAAGCGGAAACUCACAGGUGACAUCGCGUCUCCAGUGGGGCCCGCUACUCAUAUAUUACCAUCAUGCAGAUGCAGGGCGCGUCGUCCGAUGGCACGCUGGCAAUUUCAUGAGUUUGGGCCAUAACCCUAACAACGGAAUCGAUCUCCUCCCAAAACUGUGAUGUUUCUUUAGAUAUCGAGUAUUUCAAAGGCGUAUCUCACGCAGCGGUUUUUACGACUCAAAAAAGCCAAACCAAACCAACACGAGACUGUUUCUUAUAUUCACGGGGAUAGUGAAGUGAAACAAAGUGAAAUGACCAGACUGUGCUUCUUCCCCCCAGUGAGAGAGGUGUGGAGCGAAGGGACUGACUGGGUGCCCGUGGACAUGAGCAGCAGUUCAACAGAGAAAAUGGAGAGUAAAAAGAGAAAAAAACAUGGCUCGGCUCCACCAUGACUUUAGAGCACAUGAAGAAAGAAGACGGAAAACACGUGGCGAGCGAAACGACUCGGGCUUAAUGUCUGAACGCGUGCGAUCUCCUCUCGGCAAAGAUGCAACCGGCCAUCGAACCGCGUCUUCUUUAACCCAUACGCGCAGGUAACGGCCUCUUCCUUCUCCGUAUCCUUCCCUUGAUGUUCUUCCCUUUUCUCCUUCUCCCGGUCACCCUUUACCUUCCUCUCUUCCUCCUCUUUUCCUUCUCUAAUGGACGCAUUCAGAGUACCAGCCCGACUCCAGCAUCCUCACCUCCUCGGGGUUGUCUUUUAUUUUUUUUUUUUUUUGUUCCACACUGAGCACUGGAGGAUGCUCCGCAUCCUCGCGAAGGACUCCCUAGGCUGGACCAAUUGCUUUGCGGCUCCGCGGCAACGGACGGGCGAGAGGGGAAGGCGCGCGCCAAUCGCGUGCGGAGGGCACGAGGAGCCGUCGCACCGACGCGUACGCGCCCGCGUGCAUGUGCGGACGGCGCGCGCGGAGAGGUGCAGCGCCACUGUGAUUCGGUGGUGUGUGGUGUGGUGUGAGUGGUGUGUGUGCGUGCGCGUGUAUAUAUAUAUAAAUAUAUAUAUAUAUAUUUACGGGAGGAGAGGAGCGGUCCCCUUUAAAGACAGAACGCCGCCGCCUCGUGCCUCGGCGAUGCCGCGCGCUGCCUUUCGGAGUCAGUGAAGAGAGAGGCACAGAGCGGCUCUUCUCCGCAUCUCCCCUUCUUUUGCUUCUUCUACUUCCUCGUUUGCGGAGAGGGACUCGUUUCUAUGCGUUUAUUUCAUUUAGUAAUUAUUACAUUUAGCUAUUUAUUAUUUAUUUGAUUUGUCUUGUUUUCGCGAGGAGGGAUUCUUCCGUGACACGAGCUGAGACAACGUGACACUGUGACACAUACAGUCUGAGACGCUGCUUCUCGGCGCUUCUCCCGCACGGCUCCGCACACAGGGGACGUCAGCGUUUCUCUGCACGGACGACGGCAACUCCACACUAUCAUGGCAGUCAGACUGUGCGAUGUGGCUUCUCUGCUUAGAAGUGGUUCGUGGGCAGCAGAGCCGUGGACUGGGCAGGUCAUAGCUGCCAUGGAAACACAGCUAUCGAACGGACCCGCGUGUAACAGCACGACCAACGGUCCCGCUGCAAUGUCCAACAACUGCUCCUCGCCCGUGGAGUCGGGAAGCAUAGAGGACAGUAAAACGAACCUGAUAGUGAACUACCUGCCCCAGAACAUGACCCAGGAGGAGCUCAAGAGCUUGUUCGGGAGCAUCGGUGAAAUCGAGUCCUGUAAGCUGGUGCGAGACAAAAUCACAGGACAGAGUCUAGGCUACGGAUUUGUCAACUACGUGGAUCCAAAAGAUGCAGAGAAAGCCAUCAAUACACUCAAUGGCCUGAGGUUGCAGACCAAGACCAUAAAGGUUUCCUACGCCCGGCCCAGUUCGGCUUCGAUCAGGGACGCCAACCUGUAUGUGAGCGGGCUGCCGAAAACAAUGACUCAGAAGGAGCUGGAGCAGCUCUUCUCGCAGUACGGCCGCAUCAUCACUUCACGCAUCCUGGUGGACCAGGUCACCGGUGUCUCCAGAGGAGUCGGGUUCAUCCGGUUCGACAGGAGAGUGGAGGCCGAGGAGGCCAUCAAGGGCCUGAACGGUCAGAAACCCCCCGGCGCCACGGAGCCCAUCACGGUGAAAUUCGCCAACAAUCCGAGCCAGAAGACGAGUCAGGCGCUACUCUCGCAGCUGUACCAGUCGCCUAGCCGGCGGUACCCCGGGCCCUUGGCGCAGCAGGCCCAGCGCUUCAGGUUGGACAAUCUCCUCAACAUGGCCUAUGGGGUGAAGAGGUUCUCCCCUGUGACCAUUGAUGGCGUCACCAGUCUUGCGGGCAUCAACUUGCCUGGGCACGCAGGCACCGGCUGGUGUAUCUUUGUCUACAACCUGGCGCCAGACGCGGAUGAGAGCAUUCUGUGGCAGAUGUUUGGGCCGUUCGGUGCCGUGACGAACGUCAAGGUGAUCCGCGACUUCACCACCAACAAGUGCAAAGGCUUUGGCUUUGUCACCAUGACCAACUACGACGAGGCGGCCAUGGCCAUCGCGAGCCUCAAUGGCUACCGCCUCGGGGACAGGGUUCUGCAGGUGUCCUUCAAAACCAACAAAACGCACAAAGCCUGAAGAAUCUCAUUGCUUCUGGGAAACUGUACGAGAAAGCUGGAAGGGGAAGAAAAAAAUGGAACGUUGACGUAAAACUUUGUACGUUAGUAAAUCUUUGUAAAUUGGCGUUACAAAGGGAAGAAGCUAUAUUUAGUGUCCAAUGAGGUUUUUUCUUAAUUUAUUGGUAGUAUUUGAAAUGUCUUAGAUUAUAAUGUUUGGAGAAAACUGGGUUUUUCUACCUGUGAGGGUUGCGUUCUAAAGCAGUCUUUAAAGGAGGACCUUUUAAAGAGUUCCCGGUAAGGUUUUCUGUUCCGUUGCAUAUGUGCUCCGAAAGUUGGUGUCGCGAGACUCCGUCUAUUGUGGUAUUAUGAGUAUUUUUGUCUGGAUGUAUAAUUUUUUUUUUUUCCCUCUAUAGAUAUAAUUUAGAAGUUGCAGCUCUUGUAGACUUUAUUUUUGAGUUUUUCUUUCCCUCUUUUCCUGUCUUACUAUGACUUGUGUUGGCUGCAUAAUGUUGCUUACCUGUACAAUUACUGGAAAAUGACUUUUCUUAAAGCAGUACCUUGCCAAAGAGCUAAGAACCUCUUUGAUGUGGGUUAAAAAAGCAUCUAUUUUUAUAAAAAGAGAAAUUUGGAGAAACUUUUUACUGGACCUGGAACAAAUAUUUUGACUUGAAUACUUUGAGAAUUAUCUUCAUAUGACACCUCGUGAGCUUUUGAACUUUGCCAGGAAGUUUGCAGCGGCUGAAAUUUUUGGAAGAGAUUUAUGACGUAAAAAGAUGAUACAUUUUGAGAUCUUUGUAUUACUAUUGUCGGCGGCGUGUUCGUCGCAAGUCGUAUAACCACGGGCGGGGUCGUCCCUGUCAGAGGCCGUUUGGAAAUGCACUCGGUUCUUCCUAACGAUUCCCUUCAGAAGAAGCUCACGGUGUUUUUGUGAUGUACUCGCUAUAUUGUUAAAGACUUGUUUUGUCUUUAUAAUAGAGAAAUAGAAAUGGUUUUACCUGCUUUGUAUAGAAAAAAUGUACCACAAGCCUACCAAAGCAGCAGCUGGAACAGAUAUGGGGGGGGAAAAAAGAAAGCAAGUCAAAAGAGGUCUUAGAAGGAUUUCUCCUGAGCUUAGAAGUAUGUAAAUAAGGUGUUUGCGUUAAACAAUACGCUUUUUCAGGUUCCAUGGAGAAGGGGCGUGGGGUUUUUCCACUUUCUUUCGUCACCGAUUUCCGCUUGUUUGUAUCGCCUGGUUUUUCGGUUUGGUUUCGCGUCGACUCGGUCGGUUCCGCGAUUGGCUUUCGUCUAACGGAUUUGUCGGUUGUUCGGUCCGUAGGUAGUCCUGCUUCUGCUGUAACAAGUAUAGCUUUCUUUUGUUUUUGUUUUACAUAUAAAUAUUAUGAAAUAUAUAAUGCGGUCAGAGAGAUGUAAAUGAUUCAGAACAAUUUGCUUACGUUUUGUAACGGACAAGUUAUCGCUUACUUUGGGAGGGGGGAACAAUGUCAUAGGAGUGCGAGGCCGUGGUGCCCUAGGUAUCGUUUUUACUUCCGCAGUCCUCCUCCUCCCCUCCCUCCUUCCCCCCCCUUCCGUUUCUUUAGUGCACAUGGGCAUACACGAUGGCCAAAGGUCCUCCGUGCCCGGCUCGUCUCCGUUCAUUCAUUGAAAUCAUAGUGUAUAACUUGGCUCACCGGAGAUGGAACAUAUCUUUAGUUUUGUAUUAAAAAGGUUGGACGUGUUUUCUUUGGUGUUUGGAUACUUUGUUUAAAAAAGAAAAAUGUUUGGUUCUCCUCUCCCCAUGUUCAGUACAUCAAUAAAUAAGUU
Molecule: messenger RNA, 4501 nt
Organism: Scleropages formosus (Asian bonytongue)
Lineage: Eukaryota; Metazoa; Chordata; Actinopteri; Osteoglossiformes; Osteoglossidae
Product: ELAV-like protein 2
Exons: 8
Coding region: 1554-2720 (388 amino acids)
Cellular component (GO): ribonucleoprotein complex
Molecular function (GO): RNA binding
Source: RefSeq, a predicted model, not a curated record